AUGGAAAUUCGUGUGUUGAUCAUCGGUUAUGGAUUUACUGUCAUGUUUUUGUUCAGUAUUUUAGAAGCUUCAACCGUAGAUGAAAAUCGCCAGUGCACCCGGUACUUCUACACAGAAACUGUCCGACAUCCAAAGAAGGAUUGCAACGAAAAGGUUGUCUUGAUGUCGAGAUGUGCUGGCCGAUGUGAGUUGAUGUCAUCAGCUGAUCCAGUCAUUGGUUUCCGUAGUAUUCUCAAACACCCCUUUACUUAUCGAUGUAGUAGUUGUCAGGAUCAAAGCUCAAUGAUGAAGGCAGUUCGAUUGCGGUGUAGAAAUGAUGAGAGGGUGUAUGCUGUAUACCGCUACAUACUACAAUGUCACUGUUCAGCAUGCAAGAUUGGAUUACAUCGCCGUUCUGGCUCAACGGUCAAGAUACAAAGGAACUGAAGUACAGCACACUGUGUCAUGGAGUUACUUACGGAGUGAAGGGCAACACCGCACCAUGCAGAAGAUACAACAAGGAAUCAUCCACUGCGAAUUCAUCACGAAAACCGUACAACAAUUGGGCAACAAUUAGGCCAUGGGCCGAAAGUCAAAAAGUCCUCUAGAGAUAGGAGAAUGUUGCAGCCCCAAGGGUGAAGGGGAGAUGUAUUUAUCAAAAUGUAGGGAA
Molecule: messenger RNA, 649 nt
Organism: Asterias rubens (European starfish)
Lineage: Eukaryota; Metazoa; Echinodermata; Asteroidea; Forcipulatida; Asteriidae
Product: norrin-like
Exons: 3
Coding region: 1-426 (141 amino acids)
Biological process (GO): Wnt signaling pathway
Source: RefSeq, a predicted model, not a curated record